This is a messenger RNA of Brassica napus (rape), 879 nucleotides long. RefSeq lists its product as uncharacterized. Lineage: Eukaryota; Viridiplantae; Streptophyta; Magnoliopsida; Brassicales; Brassicaceae. The transcript is spliced from 4 exons. Bases 221 to 607 code for a protein of 128 amino acids. The record is from RefSeq and is a predicted model, not a curated record.
AUACUCGUUCGAGUGUAUCGGUAUCAUUACGAUGCCAUACUAAGGGCAACAUUAAUGGGGUAUGAUAGAGGAAGUCGUUAGGCUUUAUAUGAUUUUAUUUAAAUAAAAAUUGUAUAAUUUCGCUGGGACGGACGCGGUUUGUCGUUGGCUAACAUAUUUUUUUUUGUCCUUAGGUGAUACGUGUCGGCAAGGGAAUGGUGGAAGCGUUUUGGUUUGAGAAAUGAUUCACGUGUUGCCCUUUGGGCCUUGUCUCUUUGAGAAGAGAGAGAGAGAGUUGAAGAUCGAUGGCGGAAGGCGCGAUGAUCCCCAGCAACUGAAGAAGGGAAGCCAUAGCUUCAGGCAGAGGCUACUUCUCUGGACCCUUUCUUCGACGCCUAUCAUCAGGCAGAGGCUGAAUCCUAGCCUCCAACAUCACGAGAUGUCUCUCCUCCGCCUCUUCGAGACUGUCUCCGAUGACUGCGUCACACUUGCCCUCAUCCAGAUUAAAUUGACUGAUGUUACUGAUCCCAUGGUCAAUGAGAAGGUUGCUGAUCGGGUAGGAGAGGAUUUAGAAGGAGUUACCCACAAAGUUUACUUUGAUAUUCAGAUCAAUGGUUCACCUGAAUGAGUUACCCACAAAGUUUACUUUGUCCCCUCUUCUUCAUUGGGCGUAGAGGGAAAGAUUGUGGUUGAGCUGAUUUUGCUGGGCAAAUCUGGAUGCAGGGGCAAACAUUAUCUGAUUUUUUCUUAAUUGUUCUGUUCUUUUUUUUUUGGUUUCGGGUAUGUGGAUUUGAUUUUGUGAUCGUUGUUCUGAUUGUGCAAGGAGGAGUCUCUUGCACGUAGAACAUAGAAACUACUUUUUUAUAUAGUUUGUAAUCAAAGAUUUACUCUACUUAUUUC